Molecule: messenger RNA, 1889 nt
Organism: Homalodisca vitripennis (glassy-winged sharpshooter)
Lineage: Eukaryota; Metazoa; Arthropoda; Insecta; Hemiptera; Cicadellidae
Product: probable cytochrome P450 6d5
Exons: 5
Coding region: 187-1752 (521 amino acids)
Molecular function (GO): iron ion binding; oxidoreductase activity, acting on paired donors, with incorporation or reduction of molecular oxygen; heme binding
Source: RefSeq, a predicted model, not a curated record
CAACUGGCCUUGGGAGUGGAUGUGGAGAGAGAGAGAGAGAUAGAGUUUAAUGAUGAUGGUCUAGUAAGCUGGACCUGUGAAUUAUUUACUCAUAGCCAGCCAGCUUCUGUUAGUAGAGUGCGCAGUAAAAUCUGUUCAGUGUGUAGUCAGCUGAUUCUUUUUAGAUGCAGAAGUAACAUCACAGAUAUGGCUGUGACCACUGGCUCUAUAUUUGUGGAUGUUCUAAUAGCUGUCAUUCCUGCUCUAUACCUAGUGUACUGGUACAUCACAAACAAUAACGACUACUGGGACAAAAGAGGUGUACCUAAUGUCAAAAAAGGACUGUUCUGGGGCACCUUCCUAGGCAAACAGUCACAAACAGAUGCAGUUUUGGAGAUUUACAAACAGUUCCCUGAUGAAAAGUACGCAGGACUUUUUCAAUUCAAAAGACCUGUUCUUAUGGUGAGGGACCCAGUCUUAAUCAACAAGGUUCUAGUGAAAGAUUUCACUUACUUUCAAGACAGAGGAGGACCUAUAGUUAAAAAAGAUAUCUUCUCCAAAAAUCUGUUUGGAUUAAGGGGACAGGUAUGGCGGGCACUGAGAUACAAGUUGACACCUACCUUCACGACAGGCAAACUGAGAGGAAUGUUUGAGCAAAUUUCAAAAAGUGGAGAUAACAUGGUUGAAAAACUCAAGGAGCAUUCAUCCACAAAGGAAACUGCAAGAGAUGUAGAUCCCAAAAAUGUCCUGUUUGAAUUCACCUUAGAUGUAAUUGCAAGUUGCGCUUUUGGUUUGCAGUUUCAACCAAACACUCCUGACUUCAACAAGUUCAAGUCGAUUGUUGAAAAGAUGUUUACCUUUUCCCCUUUGCGGUUUAUAAGAUUUGCUUUCGUAACUAUAGCACCGAAAAUAUCUGACUUCCUUAACAUUAGCAUGUCGUCCAGUGAGGCUGCAGAAUAUUUUACCAACCUGACAAAAGCCACCAUUAAAUAUCGUAAGGAAAACAAUGUCCAAAGGAACGACUACUUCCAGAUGCUGUUAUCACUCAAGGAGCAAGAAGAGAGUGGGAAAGACAUGUCCCAUGUGGUACCCGCUCAUGUUACUGAGGAUGAUGCAGUCAUUGACCAGAUGCAUUACACUCAGGAGGAUGACCAGUCCAUAGAUACACCUGAGAAAUUGUUCUCAGAAGAAGCACUCACUUCAAACACUGUCAUCUUCCUCUCUGCUGGUUCCGAGACAGUGGCCCGUACUAUUGGCUAUACUCUGUUUGAGAUAUCCAGGCACCCAGAUAUUCAACAGAAGCUUCAACAGGAAGUGGACUCUGUUUUGUCCAGGCACAGGGGCUGGUCAUACGACGCACUCAAGGAAAUGACGUAUCUGGACGAGGUCGUACAAGAGUCACAAAGGAUGAACAACCUUCUGCCCAUGCUGAUGCGAGAAUGUGUCCGACCCUACAAGGUACCUGAUUCGGAUCUCAUCAUAGAGAAGGGAACGCUGAUUCUCAUUCCUGUUACUGGUCUACACAAGGACCUUCAAUACUACCCCGAGCCUUGCCAGUUUAAUCCAGACAGAUUCAAGGGUAACAACUUCAAGCCCAGCUCUACAUUCUUACCCUUUGGCGAUGGACCAAGGAUUUGCAUUGCCAUGAGAUUUGCAGUGAUGGAGGUGAAGGCUGGUGUGGCCAAAGUCAUGUCUCAAUACACAGUGGAACUCAGCGACAAAAACUCAACUGCCUCUUCAGUACGAAGUUCGUUCGUUUAUACCAUCAGUUAAAAACGGAAUUUUCCUUUCUUUUCAAAGGAGAUCGUUGAAACCAGAAGUGUCAUAGUAGUUUAGUAAAAUGGUAUUGUUACUCUAUUGCUUAAUUAACGACUUUAUUUUUUAUUAUGCGCUACACUAUUAGUUACCAU